CAACUGAACAAUUCAACAUGUCUGGUCGUGGUAAAGGAGGAAAAGGUCUCGGCAAAGGUGGUGCCAAACGUCAUCGCAAGAUAUUGCGUGAUAACAUUCAAGGCAUCACAAAGCCCGCUAUACGUCGUCUAGCUCGCCGAGGUGGAGUCAAGCGUAUCUCAGGGCUUAUCUACGAGGAAACUCGAGGUGUUCUGAAAGUCUUUUUGGAAAAUGUGAUUCGCGACGCUGUGACUUACACGGAGCACGCCAAGAGAAAGACUGUUACCGCCAUGGAUGUUGUCUACGCCUUAAAGAGGCAAGGGCGCACAUUGUACGGAUUCGGCGGAUAAACUCUCCAGCAACAAAAAACGGCUAUUUUCAUAGCCACAAAUCUGUUGAAAACGUUUUUUUUGGCAUGUUGUAUAUAUGUAGAAAAAAAAUCUAUCGAGGCUUUGAUUUCAAAAACACUUACUCAAGUUAAGCAAACUCAUGUUCAGAAAAGUGCCGUUAACUCAUACAUUUUUACAUGGAAUUUUUGUGGUGAAAAAAAAACAUUAAACAGACUGUAAAGUACCUCAAAGAAGCUCAUAGAAUUAAAGACAUUAGACCGGGUUAACCAAAAUUGCGAGAGUUUUUAUUCACGUUAAGAUAACCAAAUAAUGAGUAUGGGCAAUUGCUCAGUUUAAUUCAUGUAUAGUUGAUCAAUUACUGAGUUUUUUUUUUAUUUACGUGAAUAAAAAUUUGACCAAAA
This is a messenger RNA of Hydra vulgaris (swiftwater hydra), 730 nucleotides long. Its product is annotated as histone H4. Gene Ontology annotation, biological process: nucleosome assembly. Gene Ontology annotation, cellular component: nucleosome. Gene Ontology annotation, molecular function: DNA binding; structural constituent of chromatin; protein heterodimerization activity. The record is from RefSeq and is a predicted model, not a curated record. Lineage: Eukaryota; Metazoa; Cnidaria; Hydrozoa; Anthoathecata; Hydridae.